Molecule: messenger RNA, 498 nt
Organism: Cotesia glomerata
Lineage: Eukaryota; Metazoa; Arthropoda; Insecta; Hymenoptera; Braconidae
Product: SOSS complex subunit C homolog
Exons: 3
Coding region: 172-474 (100 amino acids)
Biological process (GO): DNA repair
Cellular component (GO): SOSS complex; nucleus; nucleoplasm
Source: RefSeq, a predicted model, not a curated record
GCCUAGAGAUGUUUUUAAAACCUUCGUAACAAACGAAAUUUUUUAUUAAUUGUAAAAAAAAAAAAAAAAAAAUUACUCUUAAAAUAUUUUCAGUCGCAAUUUGAUGCGGAAUAAUUCCAGAUAUUUUUUUUUUUGACGUAAUUAUUUCAUUUUUAAUCAUAACCUAAUUUGAUGGCUUUUUCACAACCUAAUUCACGAGAAUUGCAAAACAGAAAAAUAUUGGAAGAGUUGCAGUUGAAGAAACAAAUGUUAUUGAAACAAGGUGUUGCUCCAACACUGGGUACAUCAUUGAACACACCGCCAACGUCAUCAGCGUCUAAUGCGACAUCGACUAACGAUGGAGUAAAUAUGAACGCAAACCAACGUACUGCACUGCAUAACGCCCAUGCUACAUCAUUUGGUUACUUUGUAACGCAAGAUUCCUCCUUCGGCAACUUAAUACUUCCUGUAUUACCGCGAUUUGACACCAAAUAAUUAAUAAGUAGGUAAGUAAUUAAA